CGUGGCAGGGCGGAGAGGCCCUUCGCCUGCCGUUGCACCAAGGUGGGAGCGGAGACUUAGAGGAUCCAGGAGCUGGAGCAGGCUUCUCGUUGCCCUGCCCCCGUGCUCCUCGCCCGGCCUGGGGGCUCGGACUGGUCCCUGCCUCCUCGUAGAUGCCGUCAUGACUGAAACGGCGAGGGGCUGCGGAGGUCCCGAGGCGCCUGCGGAGGCGUGCGUUUCGUGCCAGGUGCCAGCGGGGACUUUGGAUCCAGCCAUGAGAGACGAGGCAGCUUUGAACACCGAUCAAGAGAUGCAGUGGGCCUCUGCCCGGGAGGACAGCCCGCUCCAAGCGCCUUCUCUGAAUAACCAGCUCUUCCUCGCCUUGCCCCACGGCCUGCGGGCAGAUCUCUGCGGGAGCCAGCCCACGGACGGCUGCGAGGACCUCCCCGGCGAGUCGCCCGAGGACAUGCCGCCCGAGCCGCCGUGCGAGGAGAUGAGUUCCCCGGAGCCCCCGGGCGCCCCGUGCAGGGGCCGGUGCCGAGGCUCCCUCUGCGAGGAGCUCUGCACGGACAUCCGGAAGGUGCCCACACAGCGGCUCUUCGAGGAGGAUCCCUGCGGGGAGCCCUGGCCCGGGAAGGCCCGGCUGCCCUCGAUCGUGGUGGAACCCAGCGAGGGGGGCGACGUGGAGAGCGGCGAGCUGCGGUGGCCCCCGGCCGACUUCUCGCUGCUCGAGGAAGCCGAGCGGGACGAGCUCUUCGCGGAGGGCGAGGAGGCCAGGAGACCGGCAGGACUGUCGUCUUUCGAAAGCGACGUGGAGGAGCUGCUCCUGUGAGACCCCUCAUGGCAUAUAUUUUUUUCCUGGGAGAGAUGGCCCUCCCAGUCUCGUGCACAAAGCAAGCUAAUUUGGCAUCUUCUUUUUGAGUUUUCAACCCAGAAGAACGAGACAGUGUCCGGACAACAGCAUUUGUCUGCUUCAAUGAGUUUGUGUGGUGGUAAUAACAACAACCCUGCCAGGCAGGCACUCCAAGGGGCUCCAGACCCUACAGGGGGUA
Molecule: messenger RNA, 1031 nt
Organism: Varanus komodoensis (Komodo dragon)
Lineage: Eukaryota; Metazoa; Chordata; Lepidosauria; Squamata; Varanidae
Exons: 4
Coding region: 161-811 (216 amino acids)
Source: RefSeq, a predicted model, not a curated record